GUGUGUAUUUCAUCCCAUGUUGGUGUACCCCUCUGUUCUGACGAAAAUCGAUUUAAUUCAUUAAAUUCAAAUUUCUUAAGCCAUAAAUUUAAAUUCUGCGGCCAUCUUGGUUUUUACCACCUUGCGAACUCAGCUCACACUUCUGAGUCACCCACCACCUCCUCACUCUAAAAACAAUCAAGAUACCCUCUGUAUUGUUCAGGGAUUUUUUCCUCAUCUACUAAAAGGUCAUUGUGUGGCAGACAAAUAUUUUCGUUCUCUAACGUUGUAAACAUGCUGAUUAUUGACUAUUUUACUAUACAAAUAAGUGACCAUAUCCUAGCUGUGAUUGGGAGGAUCGUUCACUAAACCUCGUCAAGCUUCUAAAUUAACACAGUGGUCAAAGAAAACAAUUGUGACGACAAAGGAAACUGCGAAUACCAUUCGGAUAAAAAAAUAGGAAAAUUGCAAUAAUAAAACAAGAUAAAAUUGUCAUAAGUACAUAAUUAUCCAUAACUCUGUAGGCUUCAGUCACCAGCCAGAAGCUUCAACAUGGAGAAAAACUCGUCUGUGGGAGCCAGUGAUGCGGCCCAGGAGACUACAAACAGCCUGAGGGAGGAGACAGAGAAGACGAUUACGCUGUCUGAGGAAGAGGCGAUGGAAGAAACAGCCACAACCUACACCAGCAGUGAGGCUUUCCAAGUUCUCCUACAUCAGGUGGGCGACUACGGAAGGUGGCAGUGGAUGAUCUUCUUCGUCACCUCCUCCUGCGGUAUAUUCAGCGCCCUCCAUAACUUGUCUGCCGCGUUCUUGUCUGCCACACCUGACCACUGGUGCCAGGUGCCAGGCCUCGAUGGUGUCAACAUCACAUUUGACUUGCGAAACGUCUCCAUACCAUGGGAGGCAGAGGGCGAGGCGGGCGUGGUAGGAAGGUAUUCUUCCUGCAGUUACUACGAUAGGAACUGGAAAGAAUUGGCGGCUAGUGGUGCCUUCAGUGGGGACACCCUCCCAGACCUGCCCACCAACGUCUCCACCACAACCUGUAACCACUGGCAUUAUGACCACUCCACGUACAAGACCACUGUUGUGGAGGAGUGGGAUCUGGUGUGUGAUAGACGGUAUCUUGCAUCUACGGUACAGUCAGUGUUCAUGGCUGGCGUGUUCGCAGGAGCUGUGGUGCUCAGUGAGCUCUCAGAUAGGUACGGUCGUCGCACCGUGUCGUUGGUGUCGUCCGUGGGGAUAUUAGUGUCGUCCCUGUGCGUGUCCUUCAUGACCCACUAUGUGCCCUUUAUACUCCUCCGUUUCUUCAUGGGUUUCUUCAACUCCGGAAUCUUCCUUCCAAACUUUGUUAUCUUGAUGGAGGUAGUGGGUGCUGAGGGCCGCACCGUCAUGGGCAUGCUAUACCAGAGCUGCUUCAGCUUGGGCUUCAUGCUGCUGCCGGGCAUCGCUUACUUCGUCAGGGAGUGGCGUCAACUGGAGCUCUGUAUCUCUGUUCCUUGUGUUCUACUCCUUCUCAACUACUGGUUACUGCCAGAGUCACCCCGCUGGCUCAUGAUGCAGGGGCGUGACAAGGAGGCCAUGAAGAUCUUGAAGAAGAUGGCUAAAAUAAACGGUGGGAAGAAGCCUAUGCAGAAGGAGGUGGACGCUCUGGUGGCACAGAUGAACAAGGAGAAAAGGGUGAGUGAUGAGAAGUCAGUCACGAGGAACCUGCUCAACUUGUUCCAGAGCAUCAUCACCUUGCUAAGCACUCGAAACAUGAGACGCCGGUGCCUGAUCAUAUUCUUCGCAUGGUUCGUAGUUAGCUUGGUCUACUAUGGCCUCACCUUCAACGGGGCCAACAUAAACGCCUCGAUCUACCUCCUCAUCUUCUUCUCAGGCCUCGUCGAGCUUCCCUCCUACUGCCUCGUCUGCUGGACACUGCAGAAGUUUGGUCGACGUGUCAACCUGUGUACUCUGUUCGUCAUCUGUGGGGCUGCCUGCCUCCUAAUCCUAGCAGUACCCAAAGACAUGGUCUGGCUCAACAUGACUCUGGCCACGGCUGGUAAGUUCUUUAACUCCGCGGCCUUUGCCGUGGCUUACAUCUACUCGGCCGAGCUGGUGCCCACCGGCGUCAGGAACAUCUCCGUGGGCACCUCAUCCAUGUGUGCCAGGAUUGGCUCUAUCCUGGCACCUUUCAUUGUCGACCUCCUGGGUGAGCUUCACUACACGGCACCCUCCACGGUAUUCGGUCUGUUCUCCAUAUUCGCUGGUCUCCUCGCUCUCCUGUUACCCGAAACAAGCAAGCAUAGACUACCGGAGACCGUGGCGGAAGUGGAGGCCUUGCCCAGGUAAAGUCCAGGAAGCCGUGCCAUACCCUGCUGGAAGAUCCCACUCUCUGGAACUCCACUUCGAGUGCUGGUAAAGUUUCAUUCGUGAGAGACCUUAAAUACGAGUGUAAUCUUGGCACAUUCAGGAUAAGAUAACACCGAGGUGUCAUGAAAGGUCGAAACAAAAAUGAAAGUAUGUAGAUAAUCAAUAACAACCACAUCGUAUGGAACGCAUUAUGAAAAAGGUGGUUACUGAUAUUGGUUGCUUGCGCAAGCAUGACUGGAUGGUUAAGACAUGUGCAGCACAUUGGUAAUUUUAUUACUCAGACGUUCCGCCGCUCAUCAAGCUAUUUGUUUGUGAAUUAUAGAAAUUGUUAUCAUUGUAGUAUAAACAGGACAUCAGGAAUGAAUGUCAUGACUUUAGACUUUGAUAUUGUUGGCCUCUGCUGAAAUAUGUACAUGUGUGCUUUGCUGCUGAUACAAACUUUGUAUUGCUCGACCAAAACUCAUUGAGAUUCAGCAAUAUAGUUAACGACAAACUAAGAAAAAUUACAUUUCGACGAUUGACAACAAACUAACACUUCAUGUUGAUCUUUUAUAUAAUUUUUUAUAUAAUUUUUAAGGCAAUAAAUCAUGUCCCCAAAA
Molecule: messenger RNA, 2930 nt
Organism: Cherax quadricarinatus
Lineage: Eukaryota; Metazoa; Arthropoda; Malacostraca; Decapoda; Parastacidae
Product: organic cation transporter protein
Biological process (GO): transmembrane transport
Cellular component (GO): membrane
Molecular function (GO): transmembrane transporter activity
Source: RefSeq, a predicted model, not a curated record